Planococcus citri (citrus mealybug) is the source of this 1809-nucleotide messenger RNA. RefSeq lists its product as uncharacterized. The transcript is spliced from 5 exons. The record is from RefSeq and is a predicted model, not a curated record. The coding region runs from base 38 to 1669 and encodes 543 amino acids. NCBI's taxonomy places the organism in Eukaryota, Metazoa, Arthropoda, Insecta, Hemiptera, Pseudococcidae.
GUCAUGCUUAUUGAAUCUAUUAGUAAAUUGAAUAAUUAUGUUCUAUAGUAAAUUUUAUCGAGUGAUGCCUCGAGAAAGUUCGCUUUUAUGUUUCUCAACGCAAUAUUUCACAAUGAAGAUUUUGCUUUUAAUUUCAUUCACCUUGGCAGCGGUCUCUUCCACUCGAUGUACAAAUUCAAAUGAAACUCUGGCUCAUGACAUCACAACACUGCUAAAUAAAAUGAAUAAUUCCUUUUUCAUACCAAGUAUCACCUCUCUAUAUCGUACCUUGAGCAAUAUCACCAUCGCAGGAAUGGACAAUUUUGAUAGUCACUCGUUCGCUGAAAAUUCCGGCCACGCCGUCAGCACUCUGACGAUUAAAGAUAUUCGAGGAACCACUGAUUUAGAUUAUGGUAAUGAAAUAAUUUUUCCAUUACACUUCGAUGUGGAUCACAUUUCGAUAACAGUUGAUCAAAAAAGGGAAUGUAUUAAUGUGACUGCGCACAAUUAUAUCGUUAUUGAGGGUAAAAUGAACGUUGCGUUGACGGAAUAUCAGUCCAAAUGGGUAAUGGAAGGGAUUCAAUUGGCGAUUGCGUCUUCGAUAAUGCCAUCGAUGAAACAUUACAGAAACUCGAAUAUUCCGAAUAAUUCAUUUGAAGAACAUCCGAUUGUAAAAUUAUUUACCAAGUUAUCUCAGCAAUUCGACGGUAGUACGAUACAAAAACUGUACGAUACUUGGAAUAUGACGAUACCAGAAAGUUUCAAGGCAGAAUCAAGUAUCCAAAUAGAAUCAUUUAAUUACAAUAUUUCAAUUGAUGCUAAACCCAGAACAAAAUUGCAACCGUAUCCAAGAUUCUUUCAAUGUUAUCUCUAUAGCAGCUUGGAGAUCCGCUUUAAAAUGAUUUCUUGGUUCGGAAAAAUUAGCCUGUUCAACACUACUUACGAAUUCGACGAUCUUCAUUUCCUUAUGGAGAAUGUUUCCGUUCAGCUAGUAAAACAAGAUAAUUCGAAUGAUUUUGAAGUGGAAUUCAGUCCUCCUCUUGAGGAUGACGUAGUGGAACUGCUCCCAAACCCCCACAAUUUCGCAGAUCACGAACGAUCGCAGAUAGUGCAAGAAACGCAACAAUUGAUGAUCUCGUUGAUCGAGAAAAUAGUUACCCUUUUCGCAGAACCACUGCUUUCUUUGCCUUUAGACUAUUGUACCGCGCCAGUAAAAAUUUUCGACGACUUCCUGCCGUUCUACGCCGAUCACGAAUUACCCUUUCGUAUACCUGAUGGACUUGUUCCUAAGGUAUUCCUUACAACGAAUAUAAACAACGUGAUAAUAACAGAAUGGUCACCUGAAGCUUAUGUUUGGAUUAACCAAAACCUUGUCAAUGGAAGCACGGUAUUAUCCACAGACGUUCUUUUAGAUUUGUCAAUGGCUGAAGUUGAAAUGAAUUUGGAGGACAGACCAUUUGAUAAGCUGCAUGUGACGUUGACUAAUUUACGGAUACAAAAUAACACAAAUGAUGGACAGAUACUAGUAGACUACGAUUGGGAUCAGUAUGAUCCGUUUCAAAAUUACGCGUCUCGAAAAAAUGAAACGGAAAACGACCAUCUCACCUUUCGUGAAAUGUUCUCCAUUCAACAGUUAUUACCACAUAUACUUAGCGAAUGUUUCAAUAAUCUUACAAGUCUUGUUUCUUAACAUUAUUUUCAUUUCAAUCUAUUAUUAAUUUUGUAUCUACUAAUUAAAUGAAUGAAAAUAAUCCUUCAUUCAAAGUUAGGUACCCACUACCCACGUAACACGUCAUUCAUUGAAAAUAAUUGAUUUGAUUGUAAAAGCUU